Messenger RNA from Diabrotica balteata, 2244 nucleotides. NCBI's taxonomy places the organism in Eukaryota, Metazoa, Arthropoda, Insecta, Coleoptera, Chrysomelidae. The record is from the annotation of a GenBank genome assembly.
AUGGGCCAAAAGUUUCAAUACGACGAAAGUGGUGGAACAUUUUUCUAUUUCUUAUUAUCAUUUUUAGCAUUAAUUUUGAUUCCCGCAACAUUUUACUAUUGGCCGAAAAAGAAAAAGAGAGAUGUUGAAGACGAAACCAAAGAAUGUACAUGCACAGGAUGUAUCUUGAAAAGGGAACAUUUAAAAAGGUCAGAACCAUGGAGGGGCCCUAAAAAUGUUUUAAUCAAAUUAGUAAUAGUUGCGGGAUGGGUGAUACUAUUCUUAUUAGCUUAUAAAGUAUCUCAAUUUGACUAUGAGAUGUCAAAUUUUGAUCCUUAUGAAAUAUUAGGGAUACCACUUGGUACUAGUCAAGUUGAAAUUAAAAAGGCCUAUAGAAAACUAUCACUAAUUCUCCAUCCUGAUAAAGACACUGGUAAUGAAAAGGAGUUUAUGAAACUAACAAAAGCAUACCAGGCUUUAACCGAUGAUGAAGCUAGGAGAAAUUGGGAGAAAUAUGGUAAUCCAGAUGGACCUGGAGCAAUGAGUUUUGGAAUAGCUUUACCAUCAUGGAUUGUUGAAAAGGAAAAUAGUGUUUGGGUCUUAGGUCUUUAUGCGCUCGUUUUUAUGGUAGCUUUACCAAUAAUAGUUGGUACUUGGUGGUAUAGAAGUAUCAAAUAUACUGGAGAUCAAGUACUAUUAGACACAACACAGUUAUAUUACUAUUUUUUUAAUAAAACACCAAAUAUGGCUCUAAAACGGGUGAUUAUGAUUUUAGCUGCUAGUUUAGAAUUUGAUAAAAAACAUAAUUCUGAAAUUGUAGAAAGACAGUCGGAUAAUGAAGAAGUUCCACAAUUGAUUAAAAAGCUACCCAAUCUGAGUGAGAAAAAUAAAGAACGUCCAUUGUGUUACUUAUACAGCAUAAAAGCCAGAGCGAUCAUACAUGCUCAUUUAAGUAGGAUACCAUUAAAUUCUUUUACGUUAGAACAAGAUAGGAGGUACAUAGUCGGUAAAUGCCCAUUUUUGGUGAAUGAGCAAGUCAACUGCGUCAAUCAACUCAUAAUUAUGGCUUAUACUAGACGAAUCCCCAAAUUGCCUCCUAUAGAAACGAUAGAAAAUUGUAUGAAAUUAUCACCUAUGAUCGUCCAAGGAUUAUGGGAAUUCAAAUCUCCCCUUUUACAACUACCUUACAUCAACGAUGACAACUUAAAGUAUUUCAUGUCAAAGAAACGUCAGAUUAAAACAUUGCAGCAAUAUGCACAGCUGAAAGGUGAAGAAAGGAGAAACUUGCUUAGAAAUCUAACCGAUGAUCAGUAUGAAAACGUCAUGAAGGUAUUAGGAACAAUGCCGUAUGUUGAUUUCCAAAUACAAGUUGAAGUUAUGGAUGAUGAAAAUCCAAAUGAAGUAACUGCUGGGGCCAUAGUUACAGUUACUGUGACUCUGAUCAGAAAAGAUAUGACUAUUCUGUUUGGAGAUGAGUCUACUAAAGAUGUAACCGAAAUUACCGAAAACGGUACUGAAGAAGUAAAAGAAGUCACAGGAGACGAGAACGUCUUAAAAAGACCAGCAUGGCUUAAACAGAAAAAGAGUGGUAAAAAAACGAAGAAAUCAAAACCAGUCAAUAAGACGAACAUUACAUCAAAACCAAAGACUGAAGAUUCUCCCAAACCAGCAGCCCCAGUUAGAAAGAAAGAUACUUCCAAAGUUAAGAAAGAACUGGACGAUGAUGAGACUGAUGAAACAGACGAAAGCGAUAUUGAGAACAUCGAAAAUGAUAAAUCUUCCGGAGAAGAUGAAGUAGAAAAUAACAAAUCCAAUGAUGAUGAUGAGGAAUGGGAGAAAUUCCAGAAAAUCCAUGACAGGGAAAAAUCUCUAGAAGGCAAAUCAAAGACUUCACAUAGUGUACAUUGUCCCUAUUAUCCUUAUGACAAACAGGAAUAUUGGUGGACUUAUAUAUGCGACAGAAAGUCUAGAACUCUUCUUACAGCGCCUUAUCAUAUAACUAGUCUUGUAGAUAAAGAAGUUGUUCAUCUAAAGUUCACUGCUCCCAAUUGGCCAGCAGUUUAUACUUUCACUGUCUGUCUACGAUCUGACUCAUACAUAGGCUUUGAUCAACAGAAAGACAUCAAGUUAGAUGUUAAAGAAGCUCCUGCAGAAAUCAAAGAGCAUCCACAAUGGGAGUUCGAAGACUCCGAAGAGGAGGAUCCGGCAGAAACGAAUGACAGAGAAUCGGAGUAUGCUACUGACGAGGAUUUACCCGAUGAUUAG